Candida albicans SC5314 is the source of this 5133-nucleotide messenger RNA. It is a transcript of the gene PLD1, whose product is annotated as phospholipase D. Bases 1 to 5133 code for a protein of 1710 amino acids. Lineage: Eukaryota; Fungi; Ascomycota; Pichiomycetes; Serinales; Debaryomycetaceae. Gene Ontology annotation, biological process: phosphatidic acid biosynthetic process; intracellular signal transduction; cell motility. The record is from RefSeq and is a predicted model, not a curated record. The transcript has a single exon. Gene Ontology annotation, molecular function: D-type glycerophospholipase activity.
AUGCUGCCAACAGCCGAACAACCCAUUUCACCAUUAGAUGAGAACCCAUUGGAUGAAAAUGUUAAUAAUCUGAAACUAAAAGCUUCUUCUGCCAAUGACAAAGAGGAUGGUAGUUACAAUUUGAAAGCAGUACAGCAAGAUGGAACCAUUGACGAUAACGAUGCUUUACGAAAACUGCUGGAUAUAGACAGAAUUUUUCGAUCUGUCCAUAGUGGACCAAUUCUCCCAGAACAUAGGUCUCCUUCCCCAAAUACUCGUGACGACUCAUCACAAGUAAUUGGUAAUCCUCUUUCAUUUUAUUAUUCCAAUGACGAUAAGGAGUCCCGAUAUGAUGAGGAUAGAUCCCAGGGACAACUGCUUGGAAAAAGCAAGUAUCCAGAAGACGAACAACAACUUCCCAACCGCUUUGAACUUGUGGAUGAUGAAGAUAUAAACAAAGCUCCACCGAGAAAGGAGUCGUCAAGACCUACACAUUCUCGUUCGGCAACUUUGAGUGGUUUUAUGCAGUCAAGAAUUUUAGGGAGAUCAACGUCCACUAAUCAAGAAAUGCCAAAUACUGAGCCCGAAUUUGCAAAUUUACAUGAUGCCUUGCACCCUAGAGAAGACAGCACUAAGAGUGGCAGAUUUAUAAAGACAUUGCGUCGUUUCAAUAGAAGAAAGACUAAAGAUAAGCGACAAAGCACCAUGACUGCCGAGUUUGAUGAGCUUAAUGACGAGUCUGAAAAUGCCACUAUCGAAAGGGCAGAAAAGUUACUAGCAGGUAUGUCCACUGGUGCUCCUGCAAUCAAUUUAAUGGCCUCGUGUCUAUUAGAAGAUGAACAUGGUAUAACCAGAGCCCCGUUAUUGUUGUCAGUGCUUGGGUUCAAGUUGAGCGACGUUACUCCAAAAGAGACAAGCAGAAACAGGAGAUUUAGAAUUGAUUUAGAAUACGGAAUUGACAAGCACAGAAUGAAAUGGAGUAUUGAGAGAAACGCCACUGACUUGGCUUAUUUAGCUUACAAACUCGAGAGAACAAGAAUUGUAAGUAGAGUUGUGGGAAACAAAUCUCAACCAUUACCCAGACUUCCAAUUCCACCAAUUCGAAAAUUGGAUAACAAAAGAAGCAAAAAGACUAAAAGUGUCUUAUCUGAUCUGCGUGCAAGAGACGACCGCAUGUCAGUACCAGAUAUUAACGAUAACCACUCGCUUUCACCAGUACCAUCAGCUUUGUCUAGAGUGAGACUGCGUUUGGGAAGUAUAACAUCAGUGGGCUCACUUGAAAAGCAUCCAGAGUUGCUUGAGCUCAGACGGAAAAAGAAUGCACAAUUUAUGAAAGAUGUUGAGAGUUAUUUGAAGGAAUUGAUUGAAAUUACAGAGUUAAAAACCCUGGCAAAUAUUUUGUUUACUUUCUUUGAGUUGUCACCGCUCUCGUCAUUAUUGAGUUAUGAAUCUGGCUAUACUGGUAAGCAGGGUCCAGUCCAUAUUGGGGGGACUGCUAAAGCACAAGGUUGGAGAGUUGGCCAUUUCAAAGUAAACGAUUUGAAAGGAAUCUACGAGAGAAGAGUUGAAAAGUGGAUGCUUGUGAGAAACAGUUACAUCACAUAUGUCUCGGAUAUUAACUCGACUACACCGUUAGAUGUAUUUUUGGUAGAUAGUGAUUUCAAGAUCAGUGCCAGAAACUUGGAGAUUGCAAACAGAGAUGAUGAUGAUUCAUUGUUUGACAACUCUUCCGUUGCCCAGCAACAAAUGCAUGAAAAUGAAAACAAGUUUUUCCCACAUUUGAAAAUCACUUUGGAAAAUAGAGAAAGAAAAUUAGUGAUGCUGCCAAAAUCUCAAAGAGAGCAUUCUCUUUGGAUUGACUCUCUUAGAACUAUGCAAAAUCUGACAAUAUGGUCCCAAAAUAAGAGAUUUGAUUCCUUUGCCCCAGUUAGAGAAAAUUGUUUUGCUCAGUGGUUUGUUGACGCUAGAGACUACUUUUGGGCUGUCUCCACUGCUUUGGAAAUGGCCAAGGAUACCAUUAUGAUACACGAUUGGUGGCUUUCUCCGGAAUUAUAUCUUCGAAGACCAGCAAAUGGUAACCAACAAUACAGAAUUGAUAGAUUGUUGCAAAGAAAAGCUAAGGAAGGUGUUAAGAUUUUUGUGAUUAUUUAUAGAAACGUUGGUACAACGGUUGCAACUGACUCAUUAUACACAAAACAUUCCAUAUUGUCUCUUGAUGAAGAGAAUAUUCAUGUUAUUAGGUCACCAAAUCAGCUUCUUCAAAAUACAUUCUUUUGGGCUCAUCACGAAAAAUUGUGUAUAAUCGACCACACAUACGCUUUCUUGGGUGGUAUAGAUUUAUGUUAUGGAAGAUACGACACGCCAGAUCACGCAUUAACAGACGAUUCAGGUGUUGAUUUUUCCAAUAUCGCACAGGACGAUAGAAUCACAGCAGAAAACUUUGCGAAUUUCCAAGUUUUCGUGGGUAAAGACUAUUCCAAUCCUAGAGUUAAAGAUUUCCUGGAACUCGAAAAGCCAUAUGAAUCCAUGUACAACAGAAAUAUUGUCCCUCGUAUGCCUUGGCAUGAUGUCCAUAUGUAUACAUGUGGGCAGACCGCAAGAGAUUUGUCCAGACAUUUUGUUCAGAGAUGGAACUAUUUAAUCAGACAAAAGCGGCCAAGUAGACUCACUCCACUUUUGUUGCCUCCAUCUGAUUUGACUGAAGAAGAGGUAUUAGCUCAUGGAUUGGAUGGUACAUGUGAGGUGCAGUUGUUAAGAUCAUCCGGAAAUUGGUCACUUGGUUUGAAAGAACACGAGCAAAGUAUUCAAAAUGCGUAUCUUAAAUUAAUAGAAACUUCAGAGCAUUUUGUCUAUAUUGAGAAUCAAUUCUUCGUAACAGCUUGUUUCAUCGACGGUACAGAAAUUAAGAAUAGAAUUGGUGAUGCGUUGGUCGACAGAAUCAUUCGAGCACAUAGAGAAGGUACUAAUUGGAAGGCUAUUAUUGUCAUACCUUUGAUGCCUGGUUUUGAAGCUCAAGUUGAUGAAGCAGAAGGGUCUUCUGUUCGUGUGAUCAUGCAAUGUCAAUAUAUGUCAAUUUCCAGAGGUGAAACGUCUAUUUUUGCAAAGUUGAGGAAAAAGGGAAUUGAUCCAGACCAAUACAUUCAAUUUUUCUCCUUGCGGAAAUGGGGUAGAAUAGGAUCAAACAGAACUUUAGUUACCGAGCAGUUGUAUAUUCAUGCAAAGACGAUGAUUGUCGAUGACAGAUCGGUUAUCAUUGGGAGUGCCAACAUCAACGAGAGGUCUAUGCGUGGUUUGCGUGAUUCCGAAGUUGCUGCAGUUGUUCGUGACAAGGAAAUGGUAAAGAGUAAAAUGAAUGGUAAGCCAUAUAUGGCAGCUAAGUUUGCUCACACAUUGAGAAUGAGGUUGAUGAGAGAGCAUCUUGGAGUUAACAUUGAUAUUGUUGAUGUGGUUGAAAGAAGGUUUAAGAGAUUUGAAAAUUUUGCUGCUUCAGAGGAAGGUAAAAAAUUCGCCACCAACAAGUUUAGAAACCCCGAGAACCGUACAUUGUCUGCUAUGGUAGAGAUUGCAUCGAGAGAUAUCUUGCAACAACCAGAGGGAACCAGAAGAUGGAAGGAGUUUAUCCAUGUGUCAAAAUAUGAUGCUGAAAUUGCCGAGGUUAACUUUGAGGAAGAGGACACAUCGUUACCUCCACCUCUUUUCUUACCAAUUUCAUUCAACAACCGAACAGGGCCAUUUGAAGCCAAUAAAGGUGUCCGUGACAGCAAGAAGCAUUCAUACGAUAACAGAGUUCAAAAUAGCGAGUCACAUAAAAAGGAUGUUUACGGUGAAGGGUUGGAUAAAUACAGGUCGAAGUUAGCCAAGAGAGCAAGGGUUAGCAGUGGUAAAUUUUUGAAUGAGCUUUCCCUCCUUGCCAUGGAAACUAAUCCUACAGGGUCGUUUUUGCCUGAUUUCGAUAGUGUUAGGAACUUUUUGGAGUCAGAUGAUUGUCAUAUGAGUGGAGAAAUGGAUGACGAAUCCGAAGAUAUCAUUGCAGAAAGAAAUAAGGAAAGAUGGAUGUUGCUCAAGAAAAUCUCUUAUUUACAAAGACUUGCCGCCAGAGAAAAGAGCAUGAAUGAUACAGAGAACCAAAAAAGGGCAAAAUUGGGAUUACCGCUCUUGUCUAAAACUGGAAAUGCUGUUAAUGGUAACGAAUCACAAGAAUUGCCUGUCAGUGCCACAUUACCUAUUUCCGAGGGAAUUGACACGGAUUUCAGUUUGGAUAAAGAGUUCCCUACUGUAUCUUUGAGUGAACCCGCUGCUAGAGAUAUCAUCAACAAUUUGACAACCCCUGAUGCUGCUGUAAGUAACUUUGUUGAUCCAUAUGAAUUUGAAGAUCCAAUUGAUCCUGAUUUCUAUGAAGCACGAUGGAAUGAAUUUGCAAGAAGAAACACUGAUAUAUACCGUAUGGUGUUCCAUUGUCAACCUGAUGAUGUGGUGGGUAGAUGGUCAGAGUACACACACUUUACAAAAUUACAGAGUAUGUUUAUGAAAGCUCAGGAUACAGACACCGACCAAGGUCAACUGGCAGAAAACUACUCCGAUGAAAAAGUCGAAGCUGGUGAUAACCAAGAACCACGACGUGCAAACAAUUCCAAACUAGAAAAAAUUGACGAAGCGAGUGAAGACGAGUAUGGUUUGUUAGGUAAGGCACCACCAGAGAGAGGUCUUGAGAAUCAAAAUAAACUGGAACAAGAGACCAACUUGAGGGCUAAACUUAGUCGUCGUGUUAGCACAUUUGCUGGUGUGACAGAAAACCGGGAUAAACAUUUUAGUGACAAAGCAGCGCCUAAAUCCGAGGGUGAACUUCAAGGUGGGGAAAAGACAAGUACAGAAGAAGAAGAAUCAGAGGAAUCGGGAACACCUACUGAUAAACCUUCUGCUACUGCUGGAACAGUACCAGCAUCCAAAACCAGGAAAAGGGCACGUACUUAUUUAGCUAGAAGAAAAAUUCAAACCGGUGAUGUUGUAUAUGAUAAGAAUUCAGCUGAGAGAUUAUUGAAUGCGGUGCAGGGACACUUGGUGUACUUUCCAGCGGAAUGGUUAAGCGUUGAAUUGCGAAACAAUAAUUGGUUCUACAACACCGAUAGACUUCCACCUAUGGAAAUUUACGAUUGA